AUGUGCAUUAAAAAGAAAGUCCAGCAGCCUGUGGAACAAACUGCUCCACCGCCGGUUGAGCCGCCGGUUGAACCGUCGGUUGCGACUGCCCUUCCGCAGUCUCCGGAGAAAAAGAAAUCGGUCGAUCUUGCUGACCGCUCGACUUACACCGCCAAAAGUGAUUUGUUCCCUGAAGAAAAGACUCUCAAGGUAAUUUAUUCACUUUUUUCUGAAUUUUAGGUGAUAACCUUACAAGUUUUAUGCGAAACUUCUAAGCUUUACGUAUAAAUGCCAAAUGCUUUGAUGCCACAGUCUGAUUUUGGAGUUCGGCAAUUUUUUUGAUGAAUUGUUCGAUCCAACGACGGAAAUGAGUCAAAUCGGAUCGAAUGUCGCCGAGAAAAAGACGGGCCAAGUCUCUCUUAUUUGUUUUGUUCGCAACUUUUUGAAUCUACAUAUUUUGCUUUUGUCAUCAUUUUUGGGAACAGAGAGAUCUCGGACGACUUUGAAGUGAGGUCGUCAGUUUUUUGUAGCAGAUAAUUAGUAUUGUCAAUUUCUUGUAUUGUGAUUUGAAGGCGGGUAAUUAAAAAAUCUAACGCUGAUCCGCGAAGAUAAUUUGAAUAGGACAUCGGUCCAAUUGUUAUUUCCGUUUGCUGAGGCAAGCGUUGUGCUGAACCUUAGGGUUCAAAUUGGGCUCAUACCACGAGACAUCGCAGCUACAACUGUAAACAGCCAAGGUUUUUAACAUGAAUAACUUAAUUUUCAGGACAAGAUACACAAGACGAUCCCGAAAGUGAAGAAGCGGAAUACGGAUGGAAAAACGAUUGAAGAAGAUGCCGCGAAUGUGACCGGUGCGCUGAAUGGCUUAGGCCAUAAUGCUGCUCCUGUACAAUUCAAGAGGCUUAUGGAGUCGGCAAGGGCGAAACCCAAACCUGUUGGGAAAAUAAAAAAGGGUAAAAUUUUUGACAUUUUUCCUGUGAAUCCUUGUAAAAUAUACAUUUUAUUAACUAACCAGAGAAAAUUAUUUUUAUAAAAAAACAUUAACAAAACGCAAAUGUUAACUAACAAAAAACGCGCCAAUAAAACCGCCGGAUAAUUUUGAAUCAACCUAAUAUUUUUAGGGGAUACGAAGUUCAGUCCCAAAAAGCCGACGGGAAAAUCGCCGGGGAAGAAAACUUGUGAAGAAGAUACUCUGCAUCCUAAACUUGCGGUAAGAGGGCAUUUCAAUUUUUUUUUGGAAUUUAUUGGCGUUUUAAUUAGAUUGUGGUGGGCAUUCUGAUAUCUACAUAUUUUUGCGAUUUCCAGAAGGAAAAGACUGCGGAAGGUGAUGUUGUCGAGGAGGGAGAUGGUUGUGAGACUCCAGGUCCAAAUGAAGAGUUCGUCGAAGAUGAAGAGGGAAGUGCGGGUGACGAGAAUUGGAUGUACUCGGACAGCGAAAUGGGAAAAUAA
Messenger RNA from Bursaphelenchus xylophilus (pine wood nematode), 1425 nucleotides. The record is from the annotation of a GenBank genome assembly. Lineage: Eukaryota; Metazoa; Nematoda; Chromadorea; Rhabditida; Aphelenchoididae.